AGCUCUAAGGCUUCUUCACUGGACCACGGAAAGAUGCAAAGAAAACGCUAAAAACUUCGUUAAUACGUCAGCCCAGACUAUAGGUAAAAUCUACGGGGUCCGUCCUAUGAAUGGGUUACAAAUAUCUUAUGUAUAUCACACGAGAAUAAAGUGCACGGAAGAGCUAAGUUUAUAAGCUGAAAAUUUCUUCAAUACGACACUCGGUAUCACAAGUAAAAGCAGCGAGGUUGAACCCUUGGAAGGGUCUUAUGCGCGAAUAGUGUGUUCAGCGAGGCGCUUGCUUACACCUUUCUUCCACAUAAAAGUUCUGAGCACCUUUCUAAGCCAUGGGGAAUACCGAGAGCAAUGUUACCAGCGGCGUUAAGAAACAAGCUGGCGUCUCCACGCAAGCACUCUACAAAUUCGUUAAUCUCAAAGGCGGCGGCCUGCUGGUGGACAUGAUGAAGCGCGCUUGUCAGACAAAGCAGUUUGCAGAGAUCGAUCAUGCCAUUAAGACGAAGGUGGAACCUUUUCUCUACAAUAAAGGCGCUGGUCGCUACUUUCCCAUAUCGAAGUUGGUGCUGUUGCGUAAUAAAGAGCGUGCGCGUACCAAGCAGCUGCCUGAGAUUAGAGCAAUGGAGAAUCCCGAUGAAGAUUUUAAUAUACACGAUCAUUGUACCGAGGUUUCGGAGGCUGAGUACAUAUCGAAUCCGAGUGCUUAUCGUUAUGUUUGCUGGAAUUUGAAUGAACGUGGCGCUGUCGGUGAGACUAUCUUGCAUCUCUGUCUGUUGAAUGCCUCAUCGCUGCAUGCCGAUCUGGCGAAACGUCUGCUCAAGUUUUAUCCCAAACUCAUACUGGAUGUGUAUAUGUGUGAUGAGUAUUAUGGUGAGAGCGUUUUGCAUAUCGCGAUCGUUAACGAAGAUCCAGCAAUGGUUAAGUAUCUGCUCGACGCAGGCGCUGAUGUGCAAGAACGCUGCUGUGGCGCCUUCAUGUCCGCGGAGGAUCAGAAAGCAUCACGCUACGACUCACCCGAUCAUGAAUAUGUCGGCGUACAACCGAUGACCAACUAUGAUGGCUACGUUUAUUGGGGCGAGUAUCCGAUGAGUUUUGCUGCUUGUCUCUCGCAAGAAGACUGUUUUCGUUUGGUAUUGGCGCGCGGCGCUGAUCCGAAUCUGCAGGACACCAACGGUAAUACCUCGCUGCAUAUGUUGGUGAUCUAUGAAAAGAUCGAAAUGUUCGAUGUGGCCUACGAGGUGGGUACUAAUAUACAUUUGCGUAAUGUACAAAACCUGACAGCUUUGACGUUGGCGGCGAAAUUGGGUCGCGUCGAGAUGUUCUUUCACAUAUUGAGUAUUGAACGCGAGAUCUACUGGCAGUUGGGUAGCAUAACGUGUGCGGCAUAUCCACUCUCGAUGAUCGACACAAUCGAUGUGGAGACGGGUAAUAUCAAUAAGGACUCGGUUUUGAAUUUUGUCGUGUUUGGUGACAAACUGGAGCACUUGGAGCUGCUGGAUGGCGUAGUGAUCGAUUUGUUGAAGACCAAAUGGGAGUCCUUCGUCAAGUCGCGUUUCUACAAGCAGUUUUAUAUGUUCUCCUUCUAUUUUCUCUUCUCAUUAAUCAGUUUCAUCUCGCGACCAGGACCGACUGAAAAGAAUGAGGACGAUGAUGAUGAUGAUGAUGCUGAUGCUAGCGUUGAGGCUACCGUAACGCGCGCAGCGAAUAGUACGGCUCCGCUACAACGUGGCGAUCAGUGGUUCAAGCGCUUGAUCAAGCGUGCUAUCGACAAGAUGGAAUACAAAACCUUUUGGCUGAACUUCACAGACUACUUUGAUGACAACGACGUGGAAUCGGUGCCACCGUGGUGGGCGAGCUAUGCCGAGUGCCCGCUUAUGAACAUGGAAUCGGACUUAGCGAAGCUACGCAUUGUGGCGGAAAUAAUUAUAUUUUUUGGCUCGGUUCUAUAUUUAUUCGCCGCGCUGAGAGAGGCACGCUUUCUGGGCUAUAAAAUGUUUGUCGAAAAUAUGAUGACCGCACCUUCGCGUGUCAUGUUUCUUUUCUCUUGCGCACUGAUGAUGUCUAUACCUUGGCUGAGGGUGUUUUGUCUGACUGAGAUCGAUGACCACGUGGCGGUAUUUAUUAUGCUUACAACAGCACCCUAUUUUCUGUUCUUCUGUCGCGGCUUCAAAACUGUCGGUCCCUUCGUUGUGAUGAUCUAUCGCAUGGUCAUGGGUGAUCUUAUACGUUUUGUCUCCAUUUAUUUGGUUUUUGUAAUGGGUUUCUCGCAAGCUUACUAUAUUAUUUUUCUCACCUUUGACAAUCCCGCUACACCGGAGGAAAUCGAUGACUCCGAGUCGAAUCCAAUGCCCUCACCAAUGGAGUCUAUCGUUGCAAUGUUUCUGAUGUCACUCACGAAUUUCGGUGACUAUUUCGGCGGCAUGGCCUCGACACAGCAUGAAUAUGAAGCGAAGACACUCUUCUUUCUCUUCAUGGUAAUCGUCAGUGUGUUGUUGGUGAACAUGUUGAUCGCCAUGAUGGGUAAUACCUAUCAGAAGAUUGCCGAAAUACGCAACGAAUGGCAACGUCAGUGGGCGCGUAUAGUUUUGGUGGUGGAGCGCAGUGUACCACCAGCGGAGCGGCUCAAGAACUUCAUGCACUACAGUCAACCAAUGUCGGACGGCAGGCGUGCGUUGGUGUUGCGUUUAAAUAUGAGCGAUGAAGUUAAGGAGGAAAUGAAGGAGGUACAAGAGACCAAACGCAUACAUCAGCGCUUCUCGAAGAAACGACAAAUUGAGCGCGAGGCGAGAGCACAAAAGAGACAAGAGGAGUAUGAGAAAUUCUUUGGCAAGAAGCCGUCGGGCAACAGUGAUAACAAUAAUGCCUAA
Ceratitis capitata (Mediterranean fruit fly) is the source of this 2861-nucleotide messenger RNA. RefSeq names its product transient receptor potential cation channel subfamily V member 5 (gene nan). Bases 327 to 2861 code for a protein of 844 amino acids. NCBI's taxonomy places the organism in Eukaryota, Metazoa, Arthropoda, Insecta, Diptera, Tephritidae. Gene Ontology annotation, biological process: calcium ion import across plasma membrane. Gene Ontology annotation, molecular function: calcium channel activity; protein binding. The record is from RefSeq and is a predicted model, not a curated record. Gene Ontology annotation, cellular component: membrane. The transcript has 9 exons.